Emericellopsis cladophorae is the source of this 1254-nucleotide messenger RNA. RefSeq names its product Nitrilase-like protein. NCBI's taxonomy places the organism in Eukaryota, Fungi, Ascomycota, Sordariomycetes, Hypocreales, Bionectriaceae. The transcript is spliced from 2 exons. The record is from RefSeq and is a predicted model, not a curated record. Gene Ontology annotation, molecular function: catalytic activity. The coding region runs from base 1 to 1254 and encodes 417 amino acids.
AUGUCUUCCAUACGUCUCGGCACAGCGUCGCCCGCCACGCAGGCCACCACAGCCGAGACCCUCCAGCUGAUCGAUCGACUCGCCACACGCGCGGCCUCCAACCACAUUGACAUCCUCCUCCUCCCCGAGGCGUUCCUAGGCGGCUACCCCCGCGGCAGUGACUUUGGCUCCGUUGUCGGCUCACGCUCCGCCCAGGGCAGAGAGGCCUACGCCAAAUACUUUCAGGCUGCCGUCGAUUUGGGUGAUGUCGUGGGUGACGGCGGUGCGGGCGCGGGCGAUCGCUGGGUGAAGCGGCAGCUGGCAGUUCCAGAGGGCGAAGAGUACCGCGGCGACGGGACCAGGGAGGAACUCGAGAGGAUCGCGCGUGAGACGGGCGUCUUCCACGUGACUGGACUCGUGGAGAGGACCGGUGGGAGCCUGUACUGCGCCGUCGUCUACGUGUGUCCGCACAAGGGUUCCGUUGGUAAGCGCAGAAAGGUGCUGCCGACCGGCACGGAGCGCCUCAUCUGGGCGCAGGCCUCGCCCUCCACGCUGCGCGCUGUGAGUACCGUCAUCCGCGGCACGCGGAUCAACCUCGCCGCCGCCAUCUGCUGGGAGUCGUACAUGCCGCUGCUCCGCCAGUCGCUAUACAAUCAGAACGUCAACUUGUAUCUGGCUCCCACGGCCGACGCGAGAGAUGCGUGGCUGAGCUUGAUGCGGUCCAUCGGCGUGGAAGGGCGUUGCUUCGUCGUGAGCAGCAACAUGGCCGUACGCGCCGGACAGGACGCUCACGUCUCGACGAAUGGACAUCCCGCGGCUACUGCGCGUGACGGGGGGCGGAGGUUUAGUUGCUCUGCCGAUGAACCCGGCAUGGACAUUGCACUGCCCAAGAGUGGUUCGCCCAGCCGCACGCGGCGGCGCAGAAAGUCCAUCUUUGACCCGGACGGGAACGAGAUUGUGCUCAGCUGCCCUGUCGAUGAGAAUGGCGUUGCGACGACGAUGAUGACGACCGCCGCGCCCACCAAGGUCGAUGACACGGCUGUCACGGACAAGUCGGCGUGGUCCUGCCGCGGGGGCUCGUGCAUCGUCGACCCGUUUGGUGAGGUCCUUGCUGGACCCCAGUGGGAGGAUGAUGAGGGUAUGAUCUCCGCCGAUGUCGAUUUUCAGAAAUGUAUCCAAGGCCGCCUCGAUCUCGACGCGGGUGGGAGCUACUCGCGGAACGACGUCUUCAAGCUUACCGUGGCAGGGCUUGACAUGGAACCGCUCCCGUACUGA